AUGAGCGAUGAGGUUGAGAAUGAGCUGACAUUCCUUAUCGCGAAAUUCCUUAAAUUGAAAUUUCCUGAAAUUGCAGAUAGUUUUAUUCAGAAAUGCGAAGAAAAGAAACAAUUUCCAUCAAGAAUUUUUGCAAAAAAUCCUACUUUCGAGGAGCUUGAUAAAGACAUCCUUUAUGGAAUGCCUAAUGAUCAACUUCUUCAAUUAAUUAAGCGCUCAAUACCAAAUUCAAAUUUUCCAUCCAUCCUAGCAAGCAAAAAAAUAGAAAUUAAACCCAUAAAUCAAAUAGAUUCACUCAUGUAUCAACUUGGAUCACCAGUAGAACAAUUAUACAAGUUCAAUCCAUCACAUAGAAUAUCUGGCCAUUUUGACUCAUGUUUUUGCAUUGCAAUUGAUAGAUCAUCGAGUAUUCUUGUUACAGGAGCGGAUGAUUUUGUGCUCAAAGUCUGGAAACUCCCAGAAAUUACUUUAUUAAAAUCUUACGUCAAACUUCAUACGAAAGAAAUCACAGAAGUCAUCAUUCAUCCACUCAAUACUAUGUUCGCUUCUUCAUCCUAUGACGGCCUAAUCAAUAUAAUUUCUUUAUCAGAAAGCAAAAUAAUUCAAACAAUCGAAAACAGAACAGGUGUUAUACAAAUCAAGUUUUCUCCAUGCGGAAACUAUCUUGCAGCAGCUUGUCUCGGUCGAUCAGUCAAAAUUUUCAAAUUUGACGGAAAUAAUUUUUCUGAAUAUUUAGUUUUUGACAAAAUGGAGAGUGAUCCAGACUGGUUAUCAUUCUCACCAGGUGGACAAUUCCUUGCCGUGUCCGGAGACAACGGAUUGAUCUAUGUUAUCCACAUUACAAUGAAAUUAGUUACGAGAUUAGAAGGACACAGCAAAAACGUUGUUUACAUAGCUUUCAGUCGCAAUUCACCAAUGAAUAUAAUCUCUCUAGCAUCAGAAGAACGUUCUGUCAAGCUGUGGACAGUUGAAAAUGACAUUUGGGGUUCAACAAAAACACUUUCAUCGAAAUUGCCAGGUGGAAAUCGCCGCAAACUUAUUGGAUGUUGUUGGAAUGCUGAUGACACAAGAGUUGUUGCUAUAUCUCCUUCUAAUUUAUAUGCUUGGGAUAGUUCUAGUAUGAAAACAAUUUCGAUUUGUCAACAUGAAACAUUUCUUGAAUAUAAUAAUUUUUUGGCAGCGAAUCCUGUAUUUCCUAAUAUUGUUUUUGUGGGAACAACAACAGGAAAUUGUUCUCUUUGGGAUAUAGAAAGUGGUAAAAUAAUUGCAGGACAUGCUUUGGAAAUUGCAGGAAGAAUAAAUUGCGUUGUUUGGUCGAAUGAUGGUUUAUCUGCUUAUACUGUUGAUGAUAUGGGUGGAAUUACGAAAUUUUCUUGUGCAAACGAUGGUGUUUUCAAGACAACUGAGAUGUUCUUUGCAGAAGAGAUAUUCGAAGGUGUAGAACCAAGUGAUUUGAUUGUAGAUCAGAAUAAUGUUCCUUUGGAUCCUCAACCAUCAUUAAAAUUAAAUUUGAAAAAGAUUAAAUUGGCCGAACAAAAAACAGAUGAAUUUAUUGAAUUGUUGGAAAAGAACUUGACGCAGAUAUGGCGUAAGAAUGGAAUAUUACCACUUAAGGAGCUUAAACUCAGAAUGAAAGUUGAUAAUAAACUAAACGAGGAAGAAGACAAUUUGUCAGAUGAUAAUGUUCAGAUCACUUCAUCUGCUGACAGACAAAUCUUUGAUUUGGAAAAUAAAGAAGGAUUAACAAAGAGGCAGACAAAUGCUAAGGUAGAAAACUCCUCAAAUAGUGACUCUGAAGAAGAGGAUUUGGAUGAUUAUACAUUAAACAUGGAUUAUAUCAAUAGACCACCUCAAAAAAUUGACAAAAAUUAUAAAAGUGAACCAAAAAGUGACAGAAUUGAGAGGAUUUAUGAAAUGGAAGCGAGUGAAGACUUGGAUGACUUCCAGAGAAAAGACUUUUUAUCAGAGGAAUACGAUAGUGAGGAUGUUGACUAUGAUAACUCCGAAAUGGACGAUUUUAUUGUUGAUGACAACGAUAUGAGUGAAGACCAUGAUGAUAGAACAGAUAGUAAUAGCGAGAGUGAUGAUAUAUCUGAUAGUUAUCAAAGACCUGCUAAAAAGAAGGUCCUUAAAAAGAAUUUACCUGAAAUUUCUGAUGAAAAUGAUGAAUUAUCAGAUGAAACUGACCAAAAGAGUAAGAAGAAGACAAAGAAAGCCACAAAAACCAAUAAAAAGAAGGAAUCUUCUGAAUUAGAAGAUUCAGAUUUCGAAGAUGUUGAAGAGCCACCAAAACAAAAGAAGAAACUAUCUAAGCAUGAUUCUGAGUCCGAUUUGGAAAGCGAGGAUGAGAAAUCUUCAAAGAAAUCAAAGAAAGAUUCAUCAGAUUUAGAAUUUUCAGAAGAAGAAAAGCCAAAACAUAAGAAACAAGCUAAGAAGUUGGUUAAAGCCGAAGAAUCUGAACUUGAAAGUGAUUUUGAGGAACCAAAGAAGAAAUCAAAGAAAUUAAAGCAAGAAAGCUCAGAUUUAGAAGAUUCUGACUUCGAAAAACCAGAGAAAAAGUCGAAAGAUAACAAUGAACCAAAGGAAAUUAAUAAAUCUCAGAUAGAAGAUCCAGAUUUUAAUGAAGAAGAGGAACCAAAGAAGAAAUCAAAGAGGAAGACAAAGAAAUCGAAAGAAGAUGAUUAUAACCCUACUAAAAAUGAUAAAUUAUCCGAUUUCGAAGAUUUGGAAAAUGAUGAUUUCCAAAAUAGCGAAGAAAAGAAAGCAGAAGUUGAAGAAUCACCAAGAAGAAGGAGAAGACAUCGUUCGCACCAUGAAAAUGAGCCAGAAACCCAAGAAACUCAGGAAACUCCUCAAGAUACAGCAAAUGAGACUCCAAAAAGAAGAAGACAUAGACAUAAAUCAACACAAGAAGCUACUGAAGAAUCUGUCCCGCCUGAAUCUGCUGAACAAAGCCAAACAAAGUCUCAUCGCCGCCAUCAUCAUGAAGAAACUCCUGAACAAAGCGUUGCUGAGUCACCAAAACGAUCCCGCAAGCAUCACAAGCAUGAAUCUGCUGACGAUGAUAUUGAUUUUUCUCUUAGUAUCAGUUCAUCUCCAAAAUCUUCUAAAAAUCCAACUGAUGAGAUCAAGAAAAGUAAGUUAACGCAAAACAUAUCAGAUAAAGAUCUAAAAGAUACAGAUGAUGAACUUGAAGAAGAAACAAAUAAAAAAAUACCAAAAUCAAAAUCGAAAAAAGAAAGCUCUGAUCUCAGUUUGAGCGAAGAAGAACCUACACAAAGCAAGUCUAAGCCAAAAGGAAAGCGUUUAACUCAAGCAACUGAUGAAGAAUUAAAUCAUGAAUCAUCAUUAGAGGCAACACCGGUCAAAAAAGCAACAAUCGAAAUACCAAGGAAGAGUGAUGAUACUUCUGACUUUACUUUGUCAUCAGCUUCAUCUUUAUCCUCAGAUAGCGAAGAUUCCCACCAAAACAUUCCAAAUUGGAUGAUUACAACGAGAAACAAUGAUCCGUUCAUCUUCCCUCAGCAAGGCAUGAGAUUUGUCUUACUCAAACUUCCAUUCGAAAGGUAUAAAAAGAGCUAUCAACAAGAAUUUACUCCUCCUUACGUUCUAAAAAAGACUUUGGGAAAUGUAGAAGCAGGAAUCAUUACGGAUAUCGUUUUCCGGCCAAAUGAACUACAUUUUGGAGUAAGUCUUGAUGCCGGAACCCGAUGCAUGCUCUCCCUUCCGAUGCCAAAUUCACCCGGAUACUUAGUUCCAGAGGAUUCAUUCAAAGCAUCACAAAAAGUGACAAUCAAAACCGGCCAAACAUUGAUUUUUAGGAAAAAUGGUCAAAGAAUGACCGGUAUUGUUGAAUCAGUAGAUGACUCUGGUAAAAAUGAUAGGUUCGAAUCUAUCGGAGUUGUUGUUGAAGGAAGAUUCAACAAAAUUUCACCUUGGGAUGUAAUGAAUGUCAGGCAUCAAGUCACAGAACAGCAGAAACAGAUGCAAGCGCUGCUUACUGACUAUAAAAACCUCUCUGGAAAAUACCAAUCUUUGUCAAAUCUUUCAAAUUACAAGAAACAGACAAAGAUGGGUCCAAUGUCUACUAAAAUCAUAAUCCAAAGGAUAAUUAACAACUGGUAUCUAACUAUAGAUAUGCUCAAACGCGAUACAAGUGCUUUAAUUGAUAUUGCAAACAAUUCUCUGUCAACUGAAGAGUCUGGUCACUUUAACGAAGAUGUUAAUGCCAUCUUUCAGAAGAUUAAGCAAUUAUUCAAACAUAGAUAA
Molecule: messenger RNA, 4266 nt
Organism: Trichomonas vaginalis G3
Lineage: Eukaryota; Parabasalia; Trichomonadida; Trichomonadidae
Product: regulation of cell shape
Exons: 1
Coding region: 1-4266 (1421 amino acids)
Biological process (GO): regulation of cell shape; cytoskeleton organization; regulation of transcription by RNA polymerase II
Cellular component (GO): nucleus
Molecular function (GO): protein binding
Source: RefSeq, a predicted model, not a curated record